Molecule: messenger RNA, 2234 nt
Organism: Gekko japonicus
Lineage: Eukaryota; Metazoa; Chordata; Lepidosauria; Squamata; Gekkonidae
Gene: FZD4
Product: frizzled class receptor 4
Exons: 2
Biological process (GO): retina vasculature morphogenesis in camera-type eye; non-canonical Wnt signaling pathway; canonical Wnt signaling pathway
Cellular component (GO): plasma membrane
Molecular function (GO): Wnt receptor activity; Wnt-protein binding
Source: RefSeq, a predicted model, not a curated record
GGCGUCGCGGGCCGGCCGCGGCUGCUGCUGGUGCCGCUGCUGUGGGCGCUGUGGCUGGAGCGGGGCGCGCGGGGCUUCGGCGACGAGGAGGAGCGCCGCUGCGAUGGCAUCCGCAUCGCCAUGUGCCAGAACCUGGGCUACAACGUCACCAAGAUGCCCAACCUGGUGGGCCACGAGCUGCAGACCGACGCGGAGCUCCAGCUCACCACCUUCACGCCGCUGAUCCAGUACGGCUGCUCCAGCCAGCUGCAGUUCUUCCUGUGUUCGGUCUACUUCCCGAUGUGCACGGAGAAGAUCAACAUCCCGAUCGGCCCCUGCGGCGGCAUGUGCCUCUCGGUCAAACGGCGGUGCGAGCCGGUCCUGAAGGAAUUUGGCUUCUCCUGGCCAGAGAGCCUGAACUGCAGCAAGUUCCCCCCGCAGAACGAUCACAACCACAUGUGCAUGGAAGGCCCCGGGGACGAAGAGGUGCCCUUUCACAGCAAAGCCCCCCUGCACCCGGGAGAAGAGUGCCAUGCCAUGGGAUCUAACUCGGACCAGUACAUCUGGGUCAAGAGGAGCAUGAGCUGCGUCCUCAAGUGCAGCUACGACGCCGGCCUCUACAGCCGGUGGGCCAAGGAGUUCACCGACAUCUGGAUGGCCGUGUGGGCCAGCCUGUGCUUCGUGUCCACCGCCUUCACCGUCCUGACCUUCCUGAUCGACUCCUCUCGCUUCUCCUACCCCGAGCGCCCCAUCAUCUUCCUGAGCAUGUGUUACAAUAUUUAUAGCAUUGCUUACAUUGUCCGGCUGACCGUGGGCCGGGAAAGGAUUUCCUGCGAUUUUGAAGAGGCGGCAGAACCUGUUCUAAUCCAGGAGGGCCUCAAGAACACAGGAUGUGCCAUCAUUUUCUUGCUGAUGUACUUUUUCGGGAUGGCCAGCUCCAUCUGGUGGGUGAUCCUGACGCUGACGUGGUUCCUGGCGGCCGGACUCAAGUGGGGCCACGAGGCCAUCGAGAUGCACAGCUCCUAUUUCCACAUCGCCGCCUGGGCCAUCCCGGCCGUGAAGACCAUCGUCAUCUUGAUCAUGAGGCUGGUUGACGCCGACGAGCUGACCGGGCUGUGCUACGUCGGCAACCGGAACCUCGAUGCGCUCACGGGCUUCGUGGUGGCCCCCCUCUUCACCUACCUGGUGAUCGGGACCCUCUUCAUCGCCGCCGGCCUGGUGGCCUUGUUCAAAAUCCGUUCCAACCUCCAGAAGGACGGGACGAAAACGGACAAGCUCGAGAGGCUGAUGGUGAAAAUCGGGGUCUUCUCGGUGCUCUACACCGUUCCGGCCACCUGCGUCAUCGCGUGCUACUUCUACAAGAUCUCCAAUUGGACUAUCUUCCGCAACUCGGCGGGCCUCUCCAACAUGGCGGUGGAGAUGCUUAAGAUUUUCAUGUCCCUUCUGGUGGGCAUCACGUCGGGGAUGUGGAUCUGGUCGGCUAAGACGCUCCACACCUGGCAGAAGUGCUCGAACAGGCUGGUGAACUCGGGGAGGGUGAAGAGAGGGGAGAAAAGGGCCGACAGCUGGGCGAAACCCGGGAAAGGGAACGAGACUGUGGUAUAAACUCGGAAUUGGCAGCGGGCCAACGUCAGUCCUCCUCUCCCCUCCCCUCUGAGAAGGCUCGGUUGCGGAUAACCCUGACAGGAAUGUUGUCAUGGUUUGCGUCCUGGGGGGAAAAAGGGAACUGCUUACAACAUCUGUGUUCGUAACACAGUUUGGUGUGUGUCCAGCAGGUGGGGCUGGGGGCACACGAAAGAGGCCUUAAGAAGUUAGCGGCGAGGCCUCUCGAGUGCCUCGAGCGGGAGAAUACCACUUCUCCUGCGAACGGAAGGCAAGAGCCCUCGGUGGCUUUAAAAAAAAGCUGUGAAACAAAAAAAAUAUAUCGGCACCCACUUGGACUCCUGGCCGAAAGUGUCCUUGCAUUUCCCAGAGCCGGGGGAUUCGGCACCCGUCCAGAAUAACGCAAAGUGUGCCUCCCCCCCCCCCCCCAGGUCAUAUUUUUAGCUGUGCCUUGCCGUGAAGGAAAGAAUCCCCCAAGGGCAAAUCUCUCCCUUGGCUGAGGGACCCGAUCUCGUGAGCGGCCAAGGCGGCCGACUUCAGGAGACUCGGAGAAGGGGAGGGGCGGGGAUCCAGUUACAGCCGUGUGUCACCUUGCCGGAUCGGACCCUCCUGGUCGGUCGGUAUCUAGGUUCCCUUUCUGGUAUCUCUCCCUG